Messenger RNA from Procambarus clarkii (red swamp crayfish), 1455 nucleotides. The record is from RefSeq and is a predicted model, not a curated record. Lineage: Eukaryota; Metazoa; Arthropoda; Malacostraca; Decapoda; Cambaridae.
AGAUCAGCGAGGGCCGUGGUUCUACAAGACCCCGGAUGUUUUGAUCACGUGUCAGGGGAGACCCGCGAACCACCGCCAGAAUGUCGCACAAAUACGUGUCCAACAAAGCCGUCAUGAAGAACGAAGGGUUCCUGGCCAAGCUGGGCUCGACCCUCAUGACCCGCACCAAUCCCGACCCGCUCAUCGAAACCAAGACCCAAUCUUCAAUCGCCUGGCGGAAGACGUCGGAUGUCAAGGCGCGCAUCAAGACGGCGACGGGGACCAUCGCCAUCUACGACGACAUGACUCCCGAGGAAAUCGCCGAACUGGAGCAGCAAGCCACGUUGAUGGCCGGAGGAUCGGCGCCCGAACUGUCCGGCGUCGCCGCCACAGCUGUCCAAACUGUCGUUUUGGCGGCUGGAAUUGGGGACCACGGCCCGGACACCAAGGAAGGACCUGUCAACGACCUCCCACUAGCCACUGACCACGGACGCUACGACCCCUCGCAGCACGACGAUGUCAACAACGACCCACUAGCCACUGACCACGGACGCCACGACCCCUCGCAGCACGACGAUGUCAACGACCUCCCACUAGCCACUGACCACGGACGCCACGACCCCUCGCAGCACGACGAUGAGGACGAUGAGAUCGACCUGCUCAUCGAAGCCAUCAGGCCACUUGAAGGGGAGGCAGAUCAGAUGCUGAUGGAUCAGAUACUCAUGGAUCUCACCCUAUCAUCCUUACUUGACGUGGACGAUGCGGAGGAGUCCCUCGGGUCUCCGACAGAUGGCGGCCCUCACAAACUCCCGCCUUCGGCAGCGGCGCCGCCAGAAGCCUCCGCCACGCCCGCAAACGCUUCUGUUAAGAACAAGAACAAAUGUAGCUGCUGUGUGAUACAGUAGUGAGUUAGGGAGCAUAUUUAGAGUUUGUGUAGGUGGGUGAGAGUAAGGUAUAUGAACUACCUCGACGGUGUGUGUGUGUAUGUGUGUGUUGAACAUAAGAACUGAUGCCUUCACGGUGAGACUGUGUGAGUGCGAGUAUGGCAUAAAGACUGAUGCUUCUACACUUUGUUUUGGACUUAAGGCCUGUCAACCCCUGGAGGGUUAUUAAGGCCACCACAGCUUACUGACCAACCAGCAAGUAUACUAUACUCCUGAACAUAGUCUAGGACAAAAGUAACUUCUCAGUGUAUAUGCUCCUCUCAGCAUACAAUCCCCCCAAAUAUAACUUGCGUUAAUAUACCCUUUAUGUCUACAAUUCACUUUGCAUCGUAUCCAAGUUGCAAACACAAACGAAGACAUGACUUGAGAGCUUCACGGUCAGUGUUGUGAUGGGGUGAUGAUGUUGUUACUCUUCACCGCACGUGUGAGAGCACACACACACACACACACACACACACACCACACACACACACACACACACACACACACACACACACACACACACACACACACACACAUAGACACACAUACA